Molecule: messenger RNA, 949 nt
Organism: Mercenaria mercenaria
Lineage: Eukaryota; Metazoa; Mollusca; Bivalvia; Venerida; Veneridae
Exons: 4
Coding region: 197-949 (250 amino acids)
Source: RefSeq, a predicted model, not a curated record
GUGGUACCUCCAUUGCUUAGCACUCCGUAUUUAAAACGGUUGUAUCAGGAUGCAAAAUAAGCACAGAUGGAUAUCUAGCUUGUCGCAAAAGCGCUUUGUAGCUCAUGUUACAUGUUAAUGAUAUGCGACGUUAAAUAAAGCUUUCCUUUAUCUUUACUAUUUACCUUUACCUUUACUUUCAGGUGCCGAAUUCAUUAUGGCAUCCAUAAAAAACGUCAGUAUAACAAAAGGAAAAACAUACACUUUUAGACUGUAUGUUCUGCUCUAUGAUAUCGGCGGUCCAGUUCUACGUGAUUUAAUCCGUCGUUUGAUUUAUCCGGAUACACUAGAAGCGCGUCUUACUGCUAGACACUAUUAUCUGCUUGAUCUCAACACCAAAAAGAAGUUAAUAGAUGAAUACUAUCACAAAUUAUUUCCUGAUGGUAAGGCCGCUACUUCGUCCGACGUCUUUGAUCUUACUUUGCUGAUUUAUUUACUGCGAGCUGUUUGCGAUCUGAGACAUAGUUCUGAUGGCGUUUGGAGCAAGAUGCCUGCGAAUAAUGAUACUACACCUGAGGCAAAUAUCACCAGGUUGAAGCUUUAUAGGAAUGCGAUUUUUCAUGAAGCUAGCACUGACGUUUUUUCACGUGACAAUGGAUUCACUGAAGAGGAAAACUUUGCAGCUGUUUGGGAUACUGUCAAAGCGGCUAUCUUAGAUUUGGACAACGGCUCAAGUCCUGGUCUAAGAUCAAAAAUUGACAGUCUUUGUAAAGAGGCAAUUGACUCAUCUACGGAGGAGGAAUUUAGACAGGAAAAAGAGCGAUGGAGACAACAAGUACAUUGUAAGAAUAAAGGCAGUUUUGUUAAAUAUAUUUUUGAUUUAUUUGACAUAUAUAAUUACACAGGCGAGAUUGAUAAAAUUCAUAAAACCAUUGAAAGUAAAACAGAUAAACAGAUAAACAGAAAAUAA